This is a messenger RNA of Sclerotinia sclerotiorum 1980 UF-70, 1512 nucleotides long. RefSeq lists its product as hypothetical. Gene Ontology annotation, molecular function: nucleic acid binding; zinc ion binding. The coding region runs from base 1 to 1512 and encodes 503 amino acids. The record is from RefSeq and is a predicted model, not a curated record. NCBI's taxonomy places the organism in Eukaryota, Fungi, Ascomycota, Leotiomycetes, Helotiales, Sclerotiniaceae. The transcript has 4 exons.
AUGGAUUCCAGUCAGCAAUCCACCGAAUUAGUUUCCUUUACUUCCAUCGGGGCCCUAAAGCAGGCCGCCGCCACCAUAGAGCCGAGACGAGCAACCCAGGUAUCCACCCCUGACUUGUUCCACGGAGAUCGUAGCAAGCAUCGAGCUUUUGUCGCACAAGCUGAUCUUUACUACGCCUUCAAUGGACACCUCUUCUUGACACAAAUGCAAAGGAUCUUGUGGUUGAUCUUGUUCUUCCGAGGAACUACGUUUAAUUGGAUCGAACCUUUCUUCAAUGAUUUAAUGAUUAAGACAACCGACGACCAACUCAAUGAAAACAUGAAACCUGAGACACACGGCCUCUUCAAUACUUACGAAUCAUUCAGACAAGGAUUCAAUAGAGCUUUCGAGGAAGUUGACCCCGAUCAUAUGGCUGAGAGAACAUUACGACAACUUAAGCAGACAGGAUCCCAGUUCUAUAAGGGACUCAAGGAUAUCAUCAAGGGCGAGCUAGCUAGAGCUCCGAAACCGCCAAACCUUUCCGAGUUAAUCGAGAUCUCUAUCCUAAUUGACAAUCGUUUUUAUGAACAACGAAUGGAGAAAAAGGGAAUCACUCAAGAGAGUAGAAAGUUUCCAAAACAUCAGCGCCAGAACAGAUACGAUGAUACCAGCGAUCCAAUGGAAUUGGACGGAGCUGAACGCCACCAAAAACCAAAUGGACUUAGCGUUGAAGAGAAAAAGAGACGCAGGGAAAACAACCUAUGCUUCACCUAUGGGAAAAGCGGACAUAUGUUUAGGGAUUGUUCCCAGAAAAAGCCUUUCGCCGCGAAGGGCAAGAAACAAGUAAGAUUUGGAACCAAGAAACUGGGAUCCCGAGAAGCGGGUGCCCUAGAGGGUAGCUUCCGAGAGAUUGGACAAUUAAUCAUAGAAGUCAACCUGGAGAAUCAGGAAGUCAAGGCCCUGAUCGAUUCAGGAGCUAUGGGAAUAUUUAUAGAUCCCGACUUUGCCAAAGAAAAUGGGAUCCCCAUCGAGCCAAAAGAGCACCCCUAUCAGCUGAUACUGUUGGGAGGCAAGAAGAUCGGAGUAGAUGGUUGGGUACAUAGACAAACUAGCGCCAUCAAAAUGAUCAUGCUAGGAGGGUACACCGAGCAAGUCAAAAUGGACUUAGUACCGUUGGGCAGACAUGCAAUUGUCUUAGGAACCCCUUGGAUUAAGAGGCAUAAUCCAAACAUUGAUUGGAUUUUUGAGAAGGCUGGAUACUAUGCUAUAACAGCCACGGAUCCUCCACUGGUCGACAAGACCAAUGCAAAAGAGAUUCUAGUGCAGUAUAGAAAGUUCGCCAAGCUGUUCGAAGACCUGCAGGAUUUGAGAGCCCUGCCAGAACAUAAACCUUGGGAUUAUGAGAUCAAUUUCAAAGAGGGAUUUGAAAUCCAAGUCCCCUUACGCAGCCAAUGUAUUGUUAGCGUUCAAGAAGGGAGACCUGAAUGGUCGACCUUGCGGGGACUAUCGUCGAGUAAACGAUGGGAUUAUUAG